AUGGCUCUUUGCAAAUAUUGCGAGGACAUCGACCCGGAUGUCAUCUGGAAGACAGACAUGAACAAUCUAGAAGAGUGUCCCCGGUUGGAUUAUGAUCUGCAGCGAUCCAGUUCCAUGAGGCUUUCGGCGCAGAACGGCUGUUCUGGAUGUCGCUUCUUCCUCGAAGUCCUCAGACGGGACGCCAGCGACGCCGAGGCUGUGGAAGAUGCCUUGCAGCGAGAUGAGCGGAUCUGGAUCCAAGCGCCGUUUCUUCUGACCAUUGACAUCGGCAAUGAUACAAGCCUUUGCGCUGCCGGUGCAAAAGGCCACUACGUCACCUUGAGUCACUGCUGGGGUCCUGACGGUGUCAAGUUUCUCUUGAAGAAGGCAAACAUCAAACAGCUACGAGGCACGAUUCACAUACAAGAUCUUCCGAAAUCUUUUCAAGAUGCUAUUACAAUCACCAGGCGAUUGGGAUUGCGGUUCUUGUGGAUAGAUGCCGUAUGCAUCAUUCAGGACAGCGUGGAGGACUGGGCUCAUGAAUCAGCUUGCAUGGCCGAGAUCUAUAGGAACGGGAUUCUGAUGAUAUCUGCUGUGGCAGCACCAGACAGCCAGCACGGGAUACUGGAACCGCGGGACAUUAUGCGUUCUCAUUGCUUUGGCAGGCACAAGGAAUUCGUCUUCCAGACACGGGAUCAUGUUUUCGACCCGAUGGAUGCGUAUGGUCCGCUACAUGACAGGGGCUGGUGCUUGCAGGAGCGAAUCAUGGCACCUCGAAUCCUGCAUUUCGGCAACCAGAAGCUUAUGUGGGAGUGUGUCAGCCAGCGUUGGGCUGAAGACACGGGAUUCGCCGUUCUUGAAUCAGAUGGACUCGGAGUACUCGGGACGAGAGUAUCUGCCAUGCCUUUCAUAUGGCCUCCGAAGCCAGGCUUGGAAAUGCCAGCGGGUGGUCCCUCGACAGGGCGACUCGCCGCGUUCUACCAAUGCAUCGAUGACUUCACGAAAAGAAAGCUCACGAAAAGGUCCGACAAGCUGCCCGCAUUCUCAGGACUCGCGUCCGCCUUCCAGACCCCGGAGCUAGGCGCCUACCUGGCCGGGCUAUGGGAGAAGGACUUGAUAUACGGCCUCAACUGGCGGACAAAGGCACCAGAAUCCGACGAAGAACUGUCCGAGGGUGAUGAAUACAUCGCGCCGUCGUGGAGUUGGGCCUCGAUGCGCGGCCGCUGCGAGGUGCGCGACACCCGGCACAACAUCGUCGACUUUCCACUUCGGCAAGACUAUUACGAGCGCUUCAAGACCUUCAUGGGCCCGCAGCUGCUCUCUUAUCACAUCGAUCUGGCGACGUCCGACCCCUACGGAAGGCUGUCCGCCGCGUCCAUCACCUUGCGUGGAUAUACCCGACCUCUGCUUGCAUGGCUAGAUCGGCCACAGGUCGGCUGGCCUCGGGGGGUGCUUCUGGAUCGCGCGCGAGCGUGGGGGCCAGGAACAGUUGAUGAUGGGUGCAUGUGGAUGUUUGGGCCUCCUCAUGAAUAUGCACCCUGGUCUCAUUAUGGAAAUCGGGACGAGCCAUCUGAAAGUGACAAGAGCAAGGCCAGCCGAUUUGUCGCCUUACCAGUUAGUCUGGUGUUCCCGGGCACAGGUAACUCGAGCACGAUAUUGUCAUUGCUUGUGCUUGAACCUGUCGAGGGGUUGGAGCAGACCUAUCGAAGGGUGGGACUAGGGGAUGUCAUUGCACCAAGUGAGAUGUCAUCGUUUCGUUGGGAGCAAAUGGACUUGACCCUCAUCUAG
Molecule: messenger RNA, 1767 nt
Organism: Diaporthe citri
Lineage: Eukaryota; Fungi; Ascomycota; Sordariomycetes; Diaporthales; Diaporthaceae
Exons: 2
Coding region: 1-1767 (588 amino acids)
Source: RefSeq, a predicted model, not a curated record